GUAUCCAGUGCAGAAAUGGAGUCAUCUUCCUCCCCUUCAGUUGUUGUUCCUCCUCCUCCUCCUCCACCACCACCACCUAUGGAUGCUUUCUCCAGGUGUGUACAGAAACGAGCAAUAAUGCGAAAGUUCAACUGGGACACCAUCCCGUGCGAGAAGGUCAUGGGUAAGCGAAAUCUGUGGACUAUACAGGCCGCUCUUGACAACUUUGAGCUGGACACCGAGAGGAUCAAGGAGCUCUUUUGCAACAAAGACAACGGGCAGUCAAGGACAACUACUGUGGUGAGACAGUGCAAAUAUGACUUUUGUCCAUCUGAACAGGGUAUUCAAAAGGUAUCACUACUCAGUUCUAAGAAGAGUAUGAAUAUUGCAAUCUUUCUGAAGCAGUUUAAAAGGCCUGUCUACAGGCUGGUUCGAGAUAUCAGGGAGGGCAAUGCCAUAACCUUUAGAAAUGGAACACUCAAAGGUCUCUGUAAACUGCUCCCAGACAAGGAAGAGGCAAAGAAGCUGAUGGCGUUCGGUGGGACCAUAACCCUUUUAACAGAAGCUGAUCAGUUCAUGGUGAGGCUGGUUAAACUGCCAGGCUAUGAGGAGAGGAUACGAGGUCUUGUCCUUGUAGAGGAGUUCUUCCCAAUUAUGGAUGAUCUGAGAAGGUUGAUUGCUGUCAUGACAGCUGCAGCCAAAGAGCUGCUGGAAUCUGAUGAUCUCCAAUCAAUCAUCCGCCUGGUGCUUAAGGUUGGAAAUUACAUGAACGAGGGUUAUUAUACAGGCAGUGCCAUUGGCUUCAAGAUGGCCUCUCUGCUUCGGCUCGCAGACACAAAAGCAAAUAAACCAGGGAUAAACCUCAUGCAUUAUGUGGCAACGCAGGCCCAAGAUAUCGAUCCAUCUCUACUCAAUUUUCCACGACGACUUAAACACAUAACGGCGGCUGCAAGGAUUAGCACUCAUGAAGUCCACACUGAUUUUCAGAAGGAGGUUUCCAGGGUUGCAAGAGUGAAAGAAGAUUCCUCAAAGCAUGAAGACCUCAACAACCAAAUGGAGCAUUUUCUGAAGAGGGCAGACCUGACACUGGCAGGCAUGGAUAUCUCUUGGAAAGAGUUCCAGGAUACCAAGAACUCUCUGGCGGAGUACCUGUGUGAAGACCCUACGUCUUUUAAACUGGAGGAGUGCUGUUCCCACUUCAAGUCCUUCAGUGAAAAAUUUGACCAAGCCAUUUCAGAGAAUCAGAGACGCCUGGAGGGAGACAGGAGGCAAGAGCGACGAGAGAGGUUCGGUGUUGGCUCCGGCGGCAGCCUCACUGCCUCCAACUCCAGAGGGAUCCCCCCUCAGACAGUCGGUGACAUGGAGAGGGCACUCACCUUUCUGCUCACUGGGGAUCAAGGCAGUCAUAGGAAAAGGAGGAAUCUCCAUCAGUCAGCUGGCAGCAUCUCUGAGGAGAACAUGAGGGCCAAAGAGUUGGCAGCUGUUUGUUUUGGGACUGAGGACUCUAGCCGAAAGGAGGAUGAAAUACUUGACCGGCAAAGGAACUGUGUGAUGAAUGAACAAAAAGGGAACUACAAAUAAGUGGACAGAAAUGACAAUACGUAUUUACAGCCUACUUUAAAAAUGAUGUCCAGAGACAAAAAUGUAAUUGUGGGGAACAGAUCUGUAAUCUAUCGCUGAAAUGUCAACAUGGUCUGGCUGAUGGCACCAGCAAACAAUGUUGUGUUCACCCCAACCCAAGAUACAUUGAUGGAAGGUUCUGAUACCUCUACCAUGGCUAAGUCUAGCAAAGACAUCACAGGAUAUGAUCAUGUUGAUUACAGCACCGUUGAAUGAAUAUUAUGUAGUGAAGUGCUGUGCAAUGGAAAAUAAUGAAACUUUUACUGUACAUGCACACAUUUCAUCAUGUGUUAAACAAGCAUUGCUUUAACAUUUAUAUGCAUAUCAAAGUAAAAGAUAUGUGUUGUUUAUUUAUUGUGUAGAUAGAGCUGAUGUGUGUGCAGAUGCACUGCAGUGUCCACUAUAUAUGGGGAUUAUUGCCCUCACGCAUAUAUCAGGGAUUAACAUCACUAAGCAGAACAUUACAGUACCUCCUCCUGACUUCCCAUACCAUUAUCACCAUCAAAUUACAGUCCUUAGUCGUGCUACUUUGCUGUUUUUUCAUCUUCCAUGUUUUGGCUUAUGGUUUCCUAUUUAUGACACCACUGACCACUGGUGUCCAGUCAGGCGUGGGCUUGUUGUCGAGAUUUGAGAUUGAUUAAAAGAGCUCUUUUACAGUCCAUCU
Molecule: messenger RNA, 2263 nt
Organism: Clupea harengus (Atlantic herring)
Lineage: Eukaryota; Metazoa; Chordata; Actinopteri; Clupeiformes; Clupeidae
Product: FH2 domain-containing protein 1-like
Source: RefSeq, a predicted model, not a curated record